This is a messenger RNA of Coregonus sp. 'balchen', 25717 nucleotides long. NCBI's taxonomy places the organism in Eukaryota, Metazoa, Chordata, Actinopteri, Salmoniformes, Salmonidae. The record is from the annotation of a GenBank genome assembly.
CGGGAUUUCAGAAAACAGGGUCAGAGCUGCAGACCAUAAAGCAGUUAAAAUAAAUCUACAAAUGAAUAUAUACUGUAAUGAUCUAGAUUGGCAAACGAACCACUAUCAAACAUUUUAAUAGUAUUCGUUUCUUUUUAAUUAGUUUUAACUUUCUCCUGUUGGUGUUUACCGGCCGUAUUUGUAACUUUACAAAGGUAAGAGCGCUAUGCUAGGCUAAUCAACUUGGCUCUCUAGCAUUAUCGAACGUUAGCCAACUAACAGCUAGCUAGUAAAUCAACAAAAUGUACCAAGUUGUCUGGCUUGCCCGCUGUAUAAAAAUGGUUAAAAUAACACAUUUUGGAGAGUUUGCUGUAUGUGUUGUGUUUGGUUCUGAUUUGUAGUUCGCUAGCUAACUAUAGGGUAACUAAUGAUCUCAGACCGAAUAAACUGGAAUGGUCUCGCUAGCUAUGGUAACUACUAGCUAGCCAGCAAGUGAUUACAUUUUGGUUACUACUGUUUGAAAGAACUAACGCAUAUGUUAUAUUACUAGGCUGUUGAUCCUAUGGAAAGUAGAAAACACAUGCGUCUAAAGAUUUUGCCCAUUCAUCAGAAAGAGGGAACAUCAGGGUGUAUUCAUUACCUCUUACAAAGGAAACAGUUUACCGUUUAAGAACCAAACGACACGGAGGGACCUACCUGAAUUUGUCCAAUAAGAACUCGCGUUUCCGUUGCAAAACGUUUUCCGUUUGGAGUAAACUGUUUCUGUUGCAAAACGUUUUUUAAUAGACGGAACGUUUGGCAACAAUCGGCAUAAUGAAUACACCCCAGCUUACUGCUGGUUCGUUCAGCCAUUCAUGGGAGGAAAGAAUCGGGUUUUGGGAUAAACGCCGAAAAUAAGCUCUGAGGUUUACACAGGCUUAGGAGAUCUUAUACGUUUUGUUCUAUGAGAUAAAAUCAGUCAGUUAACAUGACCUUUAUGAAUUAUGAAGCCUUUAUGUGCUUUUUCUGAUUACAUAAAUGUUUAAAUUCACAAAAAGUGACAUUAGCUCUUGAAAAUUAGAUAUCCUAAGCCUGUGUUGGCCACUUACCUUAUUUUCUGCAUUUAUCCAAACCCCCCCCCCCCCCCCCCCCAAAAAAAAAAAAAACCUCAAUUAAUUUCCCCACAGGCUUUGUCCAACGAACCAUGGCGGAGUUAGUGCCUAUAAAAAUACGCCAUUACUAUUGCUCUCUAUGAGAGUUGAAAUGUUGUGUUUAGUGACGUUUUACAGUAGAAUGGGAAAGCUGGCCAGUGGUGCUGCUCAGUCAUCUGAUCUGUAAUAUCUCUACCACUUAUCAUGAGAUGUCAUGUUUCCCCCUUGAUACAUGUAAUCUUGCAUUUCUCCACCAUUCGUUCAAUUCACCAUCCAUUCGUGAAUUGCCAGAAGCCUAACAUUAGAUACAGUGAUGGUCUGGGACAUGGCCUGGAUUCAGAUGCAUGCUUUGUGUUCAAAACAAGAUGAGUCGUUUUUGAAUGAAUCAGAACAGUAUGUUUUCUUUCUAAGAUGCAUCUAGAAGUUAUUUAUAACAUGGACAUUAUAACUCAAAACUAGGAAAAAAGACAGUUCCCUUUGUCGGUCAACACUGUACAACAUAGCUAUGGGGAGAUCGCACGCUAGCUCCCUCUACUGAAGAACAUUAGAAUGACACCUGAUGUCAUUCAAUUAUAUAUUAUGGUAAGUUUAAUUGAAACGACUGUUGCUGGUUAAGCUCUUUCUGUAACUUUCCUUAGAAGGUUUGGUGGGACUGAAGUUGACUUUCCUCCCCUGGGUGCCUGUACCUUGGUGGAGUCGGAGUUGCAGGAUACGGGGUUGGAUCUGGGCUUGGGAUCGAAUCACAUGGAGCUAUACUCCCAGCAUGGCGCUAUAGAGCCUGCUGAUAUCUCGGUGUCCUUCGGUGUUACAUAGGACUCACGUUCGGAUGACGACGUGGUUUCUCUGGCCGGUUAAUUUUUUUCUGAGACAGUGAUGGAGGGUUUGGCUUUGGGGCAGCCACAUGUCCCUGAUACGGAUGUAGCAGGGGAAUCCCUGGCUUCUAGCGUGCCGCUCAUUGAGCUAUGUCGCCAAGCGGCUGCGCACUUGUCAGUGGAGUGGCCGUCCUCCCCCCGCGGCGGAAGGCAUUCAGGUUUGGUGGGAAAUAUCUGCCACCGGUCAACCACCGCUUGCCUCUUUUUCCAGACUUCGUUCGAUGAGCUUAAGACGACCUGGGCCCAGCCGCAUUCAGCCAAGCUGAUGUUGAAUGGGUAGUCCCACUUCAUGAAUAUGGAGGGGGCUUGUCCACGUGGCUCUGGUAGAUGGGAAGCUAGCUGGCUACCUAGCCCCUUUGGCUAACAAAAGGAUGGCUAACCCCAACCCGUCACUACCGAAUAAGUACUGUCAUUUUGCACUACUUUGCGCUCUGCUAAUGCCAUUUAGAAUUGGUUAGGCUAGGCUAUAACCCCCUAAACAUAGGCAGGUUCCACACUGAAAAUAUGUAAAAACAUUAGUUUGAUAAAGACAGAGCGUAUUUUCAUCAGAAUCAUUAAGCAUAUGCCUUCUCACUAAACAGAUGUUGUGGCCGUGCAUCACCAUGCAGUGUUCAAUGUGGAAUUGUUCAUCCAUUUAGAAAAUUCUAAAGAACAGGCAGAAUAAACUAAUUGAAGAUCGUGUUCCACGAUAUAAUAGAACAAGUUGAUAUUACGGUUUCAAUAAAUGGCACUUGCUUUUUUAUUGACUGAAUAUAUGCGCUCUAUAUGGGGAAAUUUAGCCAUUAGGAUGUGUUAUCUGUAAUGGUUAUGAUAAAUUAGGCAUUGCUGCGAUCUGAUGGCAUAUAGAUAAAUGCGCAUAUUUUUUUCCAGUGCUGGCCUUGUCUUCUAAAAAUAUAUAACCACCCAUACACAAAAAUGUAUGCACGCAUGACUGUAAGUCAUGAUCCCUAGUGCGGAUCUGCUAUCCAGGGUGGGGGCCCCCACUCUCGGGGGUGGAGGCUGCACCCCUGGGUGAUCUUCCAGAUAUAGGAAAUGGUCGGCAGGGCUGACGUAGCUCUUUACUAGGGAUGCAAAUUAGCCGUUUUGAUCUCAGAAUAGACCAUCCACGUGAAUCGUGUAGAUCUGAAGGGAAAAAUAUAUUUGGCGGAGCCUCUGGACUGAGCACAGAAAGUUAAAUGUAUUGAACUAACUUAUUAGAAAAGUAGUUCAAUUGCACUCGUUUCUCAUAAUUCCUGAAAAGAAUGCAUCAGUGAAUCGUAUUCCUGCAACUAUCUGAAGAAGUAAUGCCUGUUCUUGUGUGCCUGUGUGUGGUUGUGUAGCCUGUUAGCAUGCCUAAACAGUCAUUUCUAAAACCUUACCAAUUAAAUGUUCACUGCAAAUAGGCCUACCUGGCAGAAUGAUAUCAUGUUGAUUUGUAUCAAUCGGGUGGGCAUUUGUUUCGCAAACUCUCCCAUCCCAUGAAACAUCGCUACAAGAACCGCUACAGAAACUCUGCUACCAAACACAAUGGUCUCUUGCUGGUGCACAAUUGAAUUAAAUGGCAACUACAACUUAUUUGUCACAUGCGCUGAGUACAUUGAUAUAUAGAAUGAGCUAAUUAUUUCAAAAGGCAUCAAACGUAUUUGGUUGUAAUGUUAUAAUGUUUUACAUCAGGGUUGGUCAACCAUCUUUUAGGAGAGCUAAUAGGUGUGCAGGCUUUUAUUCCUGUCCACCUCUAAAGGCAUCAGCAUGCUUCAGUUCGGCUGGCGCCUAGCCAAACUCGGCUAGCCGAACCGAACGCGUGUGCUCGCAUAUUCCCAUAAAAGACCUUCGCUUGAAAAAUGAGAAAAAAGUGGCAAUAGUACUGUUUGUCCAUUUUGAGACUCGUAGCCAGUAUUCACUUCCUCAAAAUAGUUAACCCUAAGAUAACUCAAGAAAUCUGUCAUUAAUUUACAUGUUUGGUGCAGUAUUUCGCAAUGAAAAAAUGUGCAUGAAAACAGGUAGUCUCUCGUUGAAUGACUACAAAUACUUUAUUGAAGAAUCCCUACCGUUGACCAAUCACCGACGAAGGGGCAUAGACUUCGGCUCCAAACUUCGGCUUGCCUCCAGAAAACAUUUAGUGUGCCCAAACAGCCGAAAAAACCCUCACCGAAGUCCAAAACGUCGCAUAAUGUCAUGAUAAUAUAUGCACGAACUCUGCCAAACUGUUUAGUUUGGGAAGCAUGCGGAUGCCUUAACAACCCACAUUUUAGAAAUGAGCUAGUCAACCGGACCUUGAUAAACUGUCUCUGAUGUGUUUGAGCAGGGCUUGAUCAAAAGCCUGCACACCCAGUAGCUCUCCAGACUGAAGGUUGACCACGUGUUUUAUACAGUUGCCUAACAGGUAUUCAUUGUACUUUGUGGUAUGAAGUGCCUUGCUCAAUGACAGGAGAUGGUACAUGGGAUCAGAGUGCAGCCUCCCAGUGUUGAUACCACAUUACGCUUACCUUUGUAUACGUACAUAGAGAGGCCACCAAUUGUUGGUCAUGGAAAUUUGGUUCAAAGUUAUGGGGAAACCAUGAAAUUCCAUCUGUCAAAAUGUGUAUGAACCCUGUUACUAGCGUAUGCGCCUAAAUAUUUUGCUGUGUGAACUGGAAUUUUAAUUUAGGAGCACCAGUGCACCUAGAAAAAAAAGCUUUAUUACCUCAAAAUGUUUCAUUGUGCUCCUAAAUUUCUUUGUGUGCACCUACAUUUUUCAACGUAUGUGCACACAUGCUCCUUGUAAAAAAAAGUAGACUCUAAGGUGACGUUGCGUCGUAAUGUGGCCUUCGCCCUUAAGGUCAUGAAUGCCCUACAGGUCUCUAGCUUUUGAGCCUUUUCCCUUCUCUGUUUGCUUCUUUACAUUUACAUUUUUAGUCAUUUAGCAGACGCUCUUAUCCAGAGCGACUUACAUGAUCUGUUUAUUUUAUUUUUCAUACUGGCCCCCCGUGGGAAUCGAACCCACAACCCUGGCGUUGCAAACGCCAUGCUCUACCAACUGAGCUACAUCCCUGCCGGCCAUUCCCUCCCCUACCCUGGACGACGCUGGGCCAAUUGUACGCCGCCCCAUGGGUCUCCCGGUCGCGGCCGGCUACGACAGAGCCUGGAUUCGAACCAGGAUCUCUAGUGGCACAGCUAGCACUGCAAUGCAGUGCCUUAGACCACUGCGCCACUCGGGAGUCCGCUUCUGUGGAGCAGCGGCAGUUACAUGUCCGGUACGAGUGUUGCGCAUGUACAUUGAGCGUACCAGGGGUGUCUGUUUGUGUGACCAACUUUUUGUCUAUUUUGCUAAUCCAGCUCAUGGUGGAGUGCUUUCUAAGUAGCGUCUCUCCCACUGGAUUGUGGAGGCUAUUUCUCUGGCAUAUGACAGCAGAAGGCAGGAAUUACUUAAUGGUGUACGCGCCCACUCCGCCAGGGGUCUGGUGGCGUCUUGAGCGUUGUUUAAAGGGUUGCCUGUAGGAGAUGUUAGUGCUGCGGCGAGUUGGGCAUCACCACACACUUUUGUGAGGUUUUAUCACUUGCAUGUCACUGCCCCCAGUGAAGCCCACAGUGUGCUUACGGCCGGGGUGGGAGAGGGUCAUUAGUCAGUGUGCAGAUUGUGCAAUACCUUGGGUACCACACGUUUUCCUGUUUGGGUUGUAACUCUGGGUGGGCUGCCGUGGGCCAUUUCAUUUGGUGUCCACUGGGGUCGGCUUGGGGCAUGAUUUUGUAUCCCCAUAGCUGUAUUGAACCGAGUUGAUCGACUAAAAGGGAACGUACAGAUGACUAUAACUACUGUUCACUGAAGGAGGGAAACAACGUGCAACACCUGUUCGGCCCCGCACCGCCCAGUUCUGGACUCGGUGAAGAUCGGUACUGAAUUGAAGAAAUGAAUCUGUGCUUCGAGUUAUCACCUGUGGAAGGUGGCCUUGUCAGGCGUGAUUCGAAUGUUCUUCGGUAGAGGGCGCUAGCGCGCGAACUCCCCAUAACUGUGUUUUGACCUCGUUUCCUUUCUUCAGGAAACAGUAGUUAUAGUCAUAAGUAACUGUACGGUUUCUUUCAGCUUGACAUCCCUCCUCAUUGACCUCUGCGCGAUCCCUCUGAUCCAACAGCCACCAUGGCUGAGGAGCGGAGGCCGAAGCAGUGCACUGUGGUUCUGCCCACUGAGUCGAUGAAGGCCAUGGCAGAGUCCAUUGGAGUGGGGCAGCUACAGGAGGAGAGCUGUGCCGCCCUGAGCGAGGAGGUCAGCUACAGAAUAAAGGAGAUCGCUCAGGUAAGAGCAGGGCCGUGUUCCGAAAUGAUUUGCAACAGAGAAUGAUAAACUGUGAUCUUAUCGGAAGACUCACUUUUUGACAUGUCGCACCUCAGUUCGUAUCAAUACCAAUGAACACACAGGGUAAUUGUGUUACGAAAUGUGAUCCUUUGCUCAUAUCUUUUGUUUUCCACCUCCCUUUGUCUUCUAGGACGCGUUGAAGUUUAUGCACCACGGAAAGAGAUGUAAACUGACGACCAGCGACAUAGAUCAUGCUCUUAAACUGAAGAAUGUAGAGGUGAGGGGGACUAUAAUACGCCAUCAUGGAGAAAUGGUUCUUUCUUUGGAGAACUUUUCGCAGAACCUCAAUGGAAUAUAUAGGCUACAUUGAAAGGAACAUUUUAGGUUUCAUUUGCAUGAGCAGACUUGUGAAUUUAAUGAUAUCAAUCAAUUGGUGGGAUACAGUGCCUUCGGAAAGUACUCAGACCUCUUGACUUUUUCCACAUUUUGUUACGUUACAGCCUUAUUCUAAAAUGGAUUAAAUAAAUAAAAAUCCUCAGCUAUCUACACACAAUACCCAUUAACAACAAAGCGAAAACAGGUUUUUAGAAAUGUUGGCUAAACCCCCCCCCCCCCCCCCCCCCCCAAUAAAAACAGAUACCUUAUUUACAUAAGUAUUCAGACCCUUUGCUAUGAGACACAAAAUAAUUGAGGUCAGGUGCAUCCUGUUUCCAUUGAUCAUCCUUGAGAAGUUUCUACAACUUGAUUGGAGUCCACCUGUGGUAAAUUUAAUUGAUUGGACAUGAUUUGGAAAGGCACACACCCAUCUAUAUAAGGUCCCACAUUUGACAGUGCAAAAACCAAGCCAUGAGGUCGAAGGAAUUGUCUGUAGAGCUCCGAUACAGGAUUGUGUCAAGGCACAGAUCUGGGGAAGAGUACCAAAAAAUGUCUGCAGCAUUGAAGGUCCCCAAGAACACAGUGGCCUCCAUCAUUCUUAAAUGGAAGAAGUUUGGAACCACCAAGACUCUUCCUAGAGCUGGCCGCCCGGCCAAACUGAGCAAUCGGGGGAGAAGGGCAUUGGUCAGGGAAGUGAUCAAGAACCCGAUUAAGUGGUGAAUUAUUAUUAAUGAACUGUAGAGUUUUAGUGUACUGUGAGAUGAAACUGGGUUAAUCACAACAGUAAAGUUAGAAUUCUUUGUUACUGGGCCAGGAAUUGUAUUGGGUCAUUUAGUUUCACUGUGUGGGUGAGUAGAAAGGGAAUCUGCCCUAGGGUCAGAGUGCUUGCUCUUACUUAAAUCCAUGGCUGUCUUAUCUGAUGAGAGACUGAAACUAGCUUGUGGCCUUUUGUCUCUCUUCAAACACCGUGAAGGGAGUGGCACCAGGGUUGAAUAGAGUUUGGGCUAGACCUUUGUCUCCUUGGUAUAUUCUUGAUUGAUUACAGCAUGAUGGGGUGGGGUUUGUGUAUGUUUCAAGGAUUUAGGGCCUUGUCAUGUUUAAACUAAACAUGAGUGUGUGUGCAAGACAGGGGAGUGAGUGAUUGGUUGGAGUACUAUGUGCAUAAUAAAAGUCGAGUUUAGCCGCCCUCAGAGACAAAGGAAGUGGAGUGGAAAAGAGUGGGAGACUGUAGGAGGAGGGAUUUUAAGUGAAGAGAGAGACGGAAGUAGGUAUAUAUAGAGGGAGAGCAAGAGCGAGGCGGGGCUACUCUGCAGACCGGCCUGGCUUUGUUGAAACUCGAAUAAAGUCAUUUUUUUGCAACAAAAACUCAAAGUAUUUUGAUUUCUUAUAAAGUACAGUGAUUAAUUUUCCACAUCAAUGGUCACUCUGACAGAGCUCCAGAGUUUCUCUGUGGAGAUGGGAGAACCUUCCAGAAGGACAACCAUCUCUGCAGCACUCCACCAAUUAGGCCUUUAUGGUAGAGUGGCCAGACGGAAGCCACUCCUCAGUAAAAGGCACAUGACAGCCCGCUUGGAGUUUGCCAAAAGGCACCUAAUGGACUCUCAGACCAUGAGAAACAAGAUUCUCUGGGCUGAUGAAACCAAGAUUGAACACUUCGGCCUGAAUGCCAAGCAUCACGUCUGGAGGAAACCUGGCACCAUCCCUUCGGUGAAGCAUGGUGGUGGCAGCAUCAUGCUGUGGGGAUGUUUUUCAACGGCAGGGACUGGGAGACUAGUCAGGAUCAAGGCAAAGUUGAACGGAGCAAAGUACAGAGAGAUCCUUGAUGAAAACCUGCUCCAGAGCGCUCAGAACCUCAGACUGGUGCGAAGGUUCACCAUCCAACAGGACAACAACCCUAAGCACACAGCCAAGACAAUGCAGGAGUGGCUUCGGGACAUGUCUUUGAAUGUCCAUGAGUGGCCCAGCCACAGCCCAGACUUGAACCCCAUCGAACAUCUCUGGAGAGACCAGAAAAUAGCUGUGCAGCGACGCUCCCCAUCCAACUCAACAGAGCUUGAGAGGAUCUGCAGAGAAGAAUGGGAGAAACUCCCCAAAUACAGGUGUGCUAAGCUUGUAGCGUCAUACCCAAGAAGACUCAAGGCUGUAAUCGUUGCGAAGGUGCUUGAAGGAAAGUACUGAGUAAAGGGUCUGAAUACUUAUGUAAAUAUUAUAUUUCCGUUUUUUAUUUUUUAUAAAUUUGCUUACAUUUCUGAACCUGUUUUUGCUUUGUCAUUAUGGGGUAUUGUGUGUAGAUUGAUGAGGGGAAAAAACGAUUUAAUCAAUUUUAGAAUAAGGCUGAAACUUCACAAAAUGUGGAAAAGUUCAAGGAGUCUGAAUACUUUCCGAAGGCACUGUAGUUAUUGAUGGAAGUCACUGCACUGGUACAUGCACCAUUUCAGUUUGUCUGUAUCUAUACAACCAUCACAGUCAUCCUACUUGGUUUCAUAGCGGCCUCCUCUCUCUCCUCUCUCCUCCACAGCCUCUGUAUGGCUUCCAGUCGCAGGAGUUCAUCCCGUUCCGCUUCGCCAGCGGAGGAGGGCGGGAGCUUCACUUCUACGAGGAAAAGGAGGUGGACCUCAGUGACAUCAUCAACACACCCCUCCCUAGAGUCCCACUUGACGUUUCGCUGAAAGGUAUUCUUCAAUUUGUUUAUAUAUUUUUUUUUGGGGGGGGGGAUUUUACAAAAACGCAACUAUAUAUAUCUUAAACUAUUUCAAAGGUAAAGGUAUACCUUUGUUGAUGUAGAUUUAAUUCAUAAAAAUUAUUUAAUCAUUUUUCAAAAGUAAUUUCAAACUCCUUGACAGAAUUGUUGUGAACAACAGUGUUUGAGUUUGUUGAUUAUACAAGCUCUUGUUGCUCCUCUCUUGAUUUCCUCAGCUCACUGGUUAAGUAUUGAAGGUGUCCAGCCUGCUAUACCAGAGAACCCACCCCCAGGUGAGACGUCCGUCCGUCCGUCCGUCCGUCUGUGUUUGUCUAUGCAUUCUUCUUGAAACAACCACAUUUGCAAUAUGUGGAUAUACCAUCUCCCUUCUGUCCCAUUCUCUUUCCCUCAGCCCCCAAAGAGCAGCAGAAGGCUGAAUCUACAGAGCCCCUCAAAGCGGUCAAGCCUGGUCAGGAGGAGGAGGGGGGCUCCAUCCAGAAGGGCCAGGGUGCUACAUCUGCAGAGGCUAAAGGUCAGUGUAUUCUCUGUUUGUAAUGUCUACUGUCUCUCCAUCCGUCUGUCUGUACUGUCUGUGUGUCUGUACUGUAUGCCAUCUUAAAAUUGUACAUGCACAAGUAGAGUUGGAUUAUGUAUUUUUUAAAUAUUACAUUGAGAUUUAUUUAAUUGUAUGUGUGGGACAAAACAAACCACAUCCAUGACAUUCAAGAUAUUCUUCAGUAUUAAACACAUUCUUAAAGGGGCAAUCAGCAGUUUAAACAAUAUCAAAGCGUUCUCUCCGCUUUGGUUGGGUGAUGUCAACCUUUGUCCUAUCAUGAUUAUGUACUCAUAAAACAUUGGGAUAUAUUUACAUUUUAGUCAUUUAGCAGACGCUCUUAUCCAGAGCGACUUACAGUCAUUAUUUUUUUCAUACCCCCGUGGGAAUCAAACCCACAACCCUGGCGUUGCAAAGAAACACAGUUGGGCUGAAACCACCGUUAGGCUAUAGUGUGAAAUCAUAUGCUACAACAGGACGAAUCAUGAUGAAAGAUAAUGUUGUUGAAAGGCUAAGUACAGGCAAAUAUUUUCUAAUAUUCCUUUCUGGUGGAGCUUCGUUAUGGAACAUGUUGUGUGUGUGUGUGUGUGUCUUGCGAGAUGGUGGAACUUUGUUAGGUGAAUUCAUUGUUUGAUCAGGAGAGAAAGCAUGCAUGCAUAAAACGAUGAAAGCGUAGCCUAGCCCAAAGUCAUAUUGAAUGGAGAGACAAGGGAAUAUAGCCUACGUUUUUUUAAAAACCGCUAUACACAACAUAGUUAAGUGUCCGUUAUAUUUUUUUUUAUAUGUUUAGGCUAUAAGGCCCAUGCAUCCGACAUAGCAAAAGAGAGAAAGAAUAUUUACUGACUGGACAAUUUGCGCCGCUUUGGUGGAAUUCUCCACUCUGUCUAGCCCACAUUCCUCUCUUGCGUUCUGUAUGCCUGUUUAAUCUAGGUUAUUUACUGGGAAUGUCACUUUUGUGCUGCCCUGCCGUGUGCUGCCCGACUCCGUUUACUGCACAGCGCCAGUUCAAAUAGGCUAAACCAUCGUCUGUCACACGAUGUCGUCACCAUCGACGAUGGCUGUCAAUCAUCGUCGAUAGAUGAUACUAUGGUAAUAUCGCCCAACCCUACCCCACCCACCACUGUUUGGGAUGGGGCCGGAAAAUGUAACCAUUCUCACAUUCAUAGACGGAGCUAUAUGGAUGCAUGACCAUCCAGGAUAUCAACGUUUUAACCAUGUUUUGAGGCUAUACAGUGUUUUAUUUUUGACAUUUACUUUGUGUACAAACAUUGGAGUAAAACAAGCUUAUAUGUCGGGUUGUUACAGGCUUUGGUUUUUCCAUUUAUGUUUUGAGAUUCAGCACGUAUAGCUUGUUAGCACGGAGGGCGCACCGAUAGUCAGUAUGUGUUACGCCUGUGCUGGUUGCCAUCUCGUUAGUGGGAAGGUGUUUCACCUGUGCUGGCCCAGUGCUCCAGUUGUCUUGAAAGAUGCGGAGGGUUAACACCUUUAGUUGGCUCUCCCUAUUUGGUUUCUAGACAAACAAUCCUUUAUCUGAUUUUAUUUUGCUCCACUUUUUGGUUUGCUUCCUGUCUUUUAAGUUUGGUGUGGUUUUUCUUUUGUUUGCCUCUUGGUCAAAUUUAGUGGGUGCUCAUGGUGGGUGUGUUUCAGGUUCCAGUUGUUGUUGCUAGUCAACUUUCAAUGGAGUGUCUUUCAGAACCCCUCCUAAAACCCCACCUGUUUCGUUUUGGUUGUUGGUCAGUGACACUUUGUUAGUUCCCCCUUCUGUUCGAGCGACAUUUUUAGUUUUCUUGCUGGGGAACGUAACAGGGUUCUGAUGGGGUACAACAAUUGAACUAAGCCCAUGAGGCAUUUAGAAGUUAUAUUCUUCAAGAAUCAAUGGGUACAUAUAAUUAAGUCAAAAAAUGGAUGUAGAUCUGCAGAUGGCCCCUUUUAAGGAAAAGCAAUUCCUAUUUAAUAAACAUUUGAUUGCAUGGCUCUCUUUCCCUGUGUGUUUUUCUACCUCCCGAUUCCCAGGUAAGAAGGAGGGUCUGAUGAGGAUGAAGCCCCGCAGUACUCACGAGCUCUCAGUGGAGCAGCAGCUUUACUACAAGGAGAUCACGGAGGCCUGCGUCGGAUCCUGUGAGGCCAAGAGAGCAGUGAGUCAACUGUGUGUGCAUGUGAGAGAGAGUUGUGUGUGUGUGUCUCCUCCAAAAUGAUUGGCACACUUGAUGAAGAUGAGCAAAAUACUGUAAAAUAAACAAUACAAAUGCUGAGCUACACUACAUGGCAAAAGGUUUGUGGACACCCCUUCAAGUUAGUGGAUUCGGCUAUUUCAGCCAUACCCGUUGCUGACAGGUGUAUCAAAUCGAGCACGCAGCCAUGCAUUCUCCAUAGACAAACAUUGGAAUGGCCUUACUGAAGAGCUCAGUGACUUUCAACGUGGCACCGUCAUAGGACGCCACCUUUCCAACAAGUCAGUUCGUCAAAUUUCUGCCCUGCUAGAGCUGUUAUUGUGAAGUGGAAACGUCUAGGAGCAACAACGGCUCAGCCGCGAAGUGGUAGGCCACACAAGCUCACAGAACUGGACCGCCGAGUGCUGUAGCGCGUAAAAAUCGUCUGUCCUCUGUUGUAACACUCACUACUUAGUUCCAAACUGCCUCUGCAAGCAACGUCAGCACAAUAACUGUUCGUCGGGAGCUUCAUGAAAUGGGUUUCCAUGGCCGAGCAGCCGCACACAAGCCUAAGAUCACAAUGCCAAGCGUCGGCUGGAGUGGUGUAAAGCUCGACGCCAUUGGACUCUGGAGUGAUGAAUCACGCUUCACCAUCUGGCAGUCCGAUGGACGAAUCUGGGUUUGGCGGAUGCCAGGAGAAUGCUACCUGCCCGAAUGCAUAUUGCCAACUGUAAUGUUUGGUGGAGGAGGAAUAAUGGUCUGGGGCAGUUUUUCAUGGUUCGGUCUAGGCCCCUUAGUUCCUGUAAAGGGAAAUCUUAACGCUACAGCAUACAAUGACAUUCUAGAUGAUUCUGUGCUUUUUGAAGUUUUAAUGACUCCAACCUAAGUUUAUGUAAACUUCCGACUUCAACUGUAUGUGUGUAUAUUUGUAUAUACAGGUAACUGCCAAAAUAAAGGAAACACCAACGUGUCUUAAUAGGGCGUUGGGCCAUCACGAGCCAGAACAGCUUCAAUGUGCUUUGGCAUAGAUUUUACAAGUGUCUGGAACUCUAUUGGAGGGAUGUGACAACAUUCCUCCAUGAGAAAUUCCAUCAUUUGGUGUUUUGUUGAUGUUGGUGGAGAACACUGCCUCAGGCGUCGCUCCUGAAUCUCCCAUAAGUGUUCAAUUGGGUUGAGAUCUGGUGACUGAGACACAUUUUACAUUUACAUUUUAGUCAUUUAGCAGACGCUCUUAUCCAGAGCGACUUACAGUUAGUGAGUGCAUACAUAAUUUUUUAUACUGGCCCCCCGUGGGAAUCGAACCCACAACCCUGGCGAUGCAAACGCCAUGCUCUACCAACUGAGCUACAUCCCUGCCGGCCAUUCCCUCCCCUACCCUGGACGACGCUUGGCCAAUUGUGCGCCGCCCCAUGGGUGUUACGGCCGGCUACGACAGAGCCUGGAUUCGAACCAGGAUCUCUAGUGGCACAGCUAGCACUGUGAUGCAGUGCCUUAGACCACUGCGCCACUCGGGAGAUACGCACACACACACCCUUUAUGCUCCAAUGAGAGCACUCUUUGAAAGUCACUGAGUCUCUUCUUCUAGCCAUGGUAGACAAAAUAAUGGUAAACUGGGCAUUUCUAUACAUUACCCUAAGCAUGAUGUUAAUUGCUUAACCACACCUGUGUGGAAGCACCUGCUUUUAAUAUACUCUGAGUGUACAAAACAUUAGGAACAUGCUCUUUCCAUGACAUUGACUGACCAGGUGAAUGCUAUGAUACGUUAUUGAUGUCACCUGUUAAAUCCACUUCAAUCAGUGUAGAUGAAGGGGAGGAGACAGGUUAAAGAAGGAUUUUUAAGCCUUGAGACAUGGAUUGUGUAUGUGUGCCAUUCAAAGGGUGAAUGGCCAAGACAAAAUAUUUAAGUGCCUUUGAACGGGGUAUGGUAAUAGGUGCCAGUCACACCGGUUUGAGUGUGUCAAGAACUGCAACGCUGCUGGUUAUUUUACACUCAACCGUUUCCCGUGAUUAUUAAGAAUGGUAAAUUGGAGUCAACAUGAGCCAGCAUCCCUGUGGAAUGCUUUCAACACCUUGUAGUCCAUGCCCCGACGAAUUGAGGCUGUUCUGAGGGCAAAAGGGGGUGUAACUCAGUAUUAGGAAGGUGUUCCUAAUGUUUUGUACUCUGUGUACUUUGUAUCCCUCAGUUACUCAAGAGUUUCCUUUAUUUGGGCAGUUACCUAUCUGUGUGUGGUUUUCUUAUUGUUGCAUCAUGUCAUCCCUCUGACCCAUGUCUCUCUUGUCUCCUUCAGGAGGCUCUACAGAGUAUCGCCACAGACCCUGGGCUCUACCAGAUGCUCCCCAGAUUCAGCACUUUUAUUUCUGAAGGGGUGAGCUGUUUUUUCUGUCAAUUACUCUCACCUAGGGCUCUAAAGUGCGACCAAUUUGGGCGCAUAUGCAACAAAGUAUUUAGCUGUGCGACCAGGAGUUUUAUUUUGGGAGCACUGUGUGACUAGGAAAGAAAUCUCCUAGAUAAAAAAAUGUUUAAUGCGAAGGCUACGCUGUACCGUUGUUUCCGAGUGCCCUAGAGAAAUAAGCGAAUGCAGAUUCGAUAGCGUCAUGGUCACACCAUCACUACUACGAAAACUUCUUGCUUUGUAGUCCAACCAGGUCAAAAGAUCUGACCCAUAUUACCAGCGCAACAUUUUUUACUUCCUAUAGCGGAUCACCGGUAUAUGAUACGACCGCAUUUUACAUUUGUCAUGGGCUGUUCUAAAACUACUCCCGUGUCGUUAACUAUUUGUUUACGCUUUAUAGUCAUGUUACCUCAUUGGCUAGCUAGCUAACAUCCUGGUAACUUUACCGGUAUAGCCAAACAUUUUGGGGCACAGAAAGAAAGGAAAAGGGCUAGCUUCUUCGGGAGCUCAAUGAUCAUAGACAUUUUUAUUCUUUUGUAAAGCAAUUCAAAAUAUGCAAUUACAUAAAAAACAGAGUAUACAAACAUUACAAACAACAGUCGGGAAUACAGACAAUACAUUAUGUAAAGACCUUGUAAAAAGUACAAACAUUACGUUUUGAUAGCUUUUUUGUUAUGAGAAGAAGGAAAUAUUUUUCAUAUAUUGUUUAAUUUAAUUCUAAAAAGGAGGUUUUCGAAUAUGGAAUUUAGCUAAAAUAUCAAUGAGGUUGAUUAAGAAGAAAGGCUUCGCAUAGUCUUUGCUAUACCUUUUAAAAACAAAUAUUACAUUUAAGUAAAAGGGCAAAAUGUGGAUGUACAGCGAGCUCCAAAAAUAUUGGGACUGUGACACAUUUUGUGUUUGUUUUGGCUUUGUACUCCAGCUCUUUGAAAUUAUACAAUGACUAUGAGCUUAAAGUGCAGACUGUCAGCUUUAAUUUGAGGAUAUUUCCAAAAGUAUUGGGACAAAUUCACUUAUGUGUAUUAAAGUAGUCAGAAGUUUCGUUUUUGGUCCCAUAUUCCAAGCACGCAAUGAUUACAUCAAGCUUGUGACUCUACAAACUUGUUGGAUGCAUUUUCUGUUUUUUUCUUUUUUUAUUCAGAUUAUUUUGUGCCCAAUAGAAAUUAAUGGUACAUAAUGUAUUGUCACUUUUAUUGUAAAUGAGAAUAGAAUGUUUCUAAACACCUCUACAUUAAUGUGGAUGCUAGCAUGAUUAGGGAUAGUCCUGAAUGAAUUGUGAAUAAUGAUGAGUGAGAAAAUGAAAGACGCACAAAUAUCAUGCAGGGUUCAUACACAUUUUGACAGAUGGAAUUUAAUGACUUUUCCAUGAGUUCUUCAUUACUUUUGACCAAAUUUCCAUGACCAACAAUUGGCGGCGUCUCUAUGUACGUACAGUGGGGGAAAAAAGUAUUUAGUCAGCCACCAAUUGUGCAAGUUCUCCCACUUAAAAAGAUGAGAGGCCUGUCAUUUUCAUCAUAGGUACACGUCAACUAUGACAGACAAAAUGAGAUUUUUUUUCUCCAGAAAAUCACAUUGUAGGAUUUUUUAUGAAUUUAUUUGCAAAUUAUGGUGGAAAAUAAGUAUUUGGUCAAUAACAAAAGUUUCUCAAUACUUUGUUAUAUACCCUUUGUUGGCAAUGACACAGGUCAAAUGUUUUCUGUAAGUCUUCACAAGGUUUUCACACACUGUUGCUGGUAUUUUGGCCCAUUCCUCCAUGCAGAUCUCCUCUAGAGCAGUGAUGUUUUGGGGCUGUCGCUGGGCAACACGGACUUUCAACUCCCUCCAAAGAUUUUCUAUGGGGUUGAGAUCUGGAGACUGGCUAGGCCACUCCAGGACCUUGAAAUGCUUCUUACGAAGCCACUCCUUCGUUGCCCGGGCGCUGUGUUUGGGAUCAUUGUCAUGCUGAAAGGCCCAGCUACGUUUCAUCUUCAAUGCCCUUGCUGAUGGAAGGAGGUUUUCACUCAAAAUCUCACGAUACAUGGCCCCAUUCAUUCUUUCCUUUACACGGAUCAGUCGUCCUGGUCCCUUUGCAGAAAAACAGCCCCAAAGCAUGAUGUUUCCACCCCCAUGCUUCACAGUAGGUAUGGUGUUCUUUGGAUGCAACUCAGCAUUCUUUGUCCUCCAAACACGACGAGUUGAGUUUUUACCAAAAAGUUCUAUUUUGGUUUCAUCUGACCAUAUGACAUUCUCCCAAUCCUCUUCUGGAUCAUCCAAAUGCACUCUAGCAAACUUCAGACGGGCCUGGACAAGUACUGGCUUAAGCAGGGGGACACGUCUGGCACUGCAGGAUUUGAGUCCCUGGCGGCGUAGUGUGUUACUGAUGGUAGGCUUUGUUACUUUGGUCCCAGCUCUCUGCAGGUCAUUCACUAGGUCCCCCCGUGUGGUUCUGGGAUUUUUGCUCACCGUUCUUGUGAUCAUUUUGACCCCACGGGGUGCGAUCUUGCGUGGAGCCCCAGAUCGAGGGAGAUUAUCAGUGGUCUUGUAUGUCUUCCAUUUCCUAAUAAUUGCUCCCACAGUUGAUUUCUUCAAACCAAGCUGCUUACCUAUUGCAGAUUCAGUCUUCCCAGCCUGGUGCAGGUCUACAAUUUUGUUUCUGGUGUCCUUUGACAGCUCUUUGGUCUUGGCCAUAGUGGAAUUUGGAGUGUGACUGUUUGAGGUUGUGGACAGGUGUCUUUUAUACUGAUAACAAGUUCAAACAGGUGCCAUUAAUACAGGUAACGAGUGGAGGACAGAGGAGCCUCUUAAAGAAGUUACAGGUCUGUGAGAGCCAUAAAUCUUGCUUGUUUGUAGGUGACCAAAUACUUAUUUUCCACCAUAAUUUGCAAAUAAAUUCAUUAAAAAUCCUACAAUGUGAUUUUCUGGAUUUUUCUUUCUCAAUUUGUCUGUCAUAGUUGACGUGUACCUAUGAUGAAAAUUACAGGCCUCUCUCAUAUUUUUAAGUGGGAGAACUUGCACAAAUGGUGGCUGACUAAAUACUUUUUCCCCCACUGUAUAUAAAAGUAAGCGUAAUAUCGACACUGGGAGGCUGCGCUCGGAUCCCAUGUAUCGUCUCUUGUCAUUGAACAAGGCACUUAACCCCCCCACAAAGUAGAAUACCUCUUAGGCAACUGUAUGAAACAUGUGGUCAGCCCUCAGUCUGGAGAGCUACUGGGUGUGAUCAAGCCCUGCUCAUACACAUCAGAGCCAGUUUGAGCGGUCCGUUUGAGCAGCUCAAUUCUAAAAUGUGGUUUGUUAGAGGGUGACAGAAAUAGAAGCCUGUACACCCAUUAGCUCUCCUGGAGGAUGGUUGACCACCCUUGAUGUAAAACACUGCAACAUUACAAGCAAAUAUGUUUCAUGCCUUUUGAAAUAAUUAGCUCAUUCAAUAUAUCAAAUGGCUAUGGUAGGCCACAAAUCAUUUUAUUCAGUUGAAGAAAGCCCACAAAUGUUCUUCAUGAAAAUGUACCUUUUCUAGUUUAGUUAUUUAUCUUAGCUACCUUACAUGUGUUUACUUUGCAGGCUGACUAGAAUCUAUUGAGUUGCAAUGUCCCAUACAUUGAAUGCCCAAAUCAACUGGAAGUAUCUACAAAACAAGUUUUGAAGCCACAUAAUCCAAAAGAAAGGCUAUCUCUAAUAUUUUUUCCUAAAAUUAAUGUUCACGAUUCACAAUUGAACCGAAUACCAACUAAUAUUUUGGCGAAGUAAAUCGUUUGUUUCGUUGAAAAUAAUAGUUUAAUUGAAUUAUAUGAAUCAUUAAAAAAAGUAAAUCAACUUUGUAUGGCCUUAUUCGCGAGUGUCGGCGAUACGUUUUUUUAGGACAUGAGAUGACAAACAUUAAUAGCCUACAUGCUAAUAAUAGCUAAACAGUUAACUAGAGGGUACAAGAUAUGUUUUGAAUUGGCUACCUAGUUAGUCUGUUCUCUAUCAUAUUUUAUAGGCUAGCCCUACCUGCUGCUGCAAUGUCCGACUGUCUUUCUCUCUCCUUGAGCAACGGCCGACUGGUCUCACACACAUGCAGGUGAUGCGUGCUAACCCUGAUCAUAAUGCUCACCUCCCCUGUUAUUGUAAUGGUGAGAGGUUAGCCCUGUCUUGGGGGUACGAUAUUUGUGCGUCAAACUUUCUCACUCAUUAUUCACGAUUCAUUCAGGACUAUCCAUAAUCAUGGUAGCGUCCACAUUAAUGUAGAAAUGUUUAGAAACAUAUUAUAUUCUUAUUUACUCCAAAAUGACACUACAUUAUUUACCAUUUACCAAAGUAAUCUGAAACGCAACCAAAACAAACAGCAAAUGCAUCCAACAAGUUUGUAGAGUCACAAGCUUGAUGUAAUCAUUGCGUGCUAGGAAUAUGGGACCAAAUACUAAACUUUUCAUUACAUGAAUACACAUAUAAGUGAAUUUGUCCCAUUACUUUUGGUCCCCUAAAAUUGGGGUACUAUGUUCAAAAAGUGCUGUAAUUUCUAAACGGUUCACCCGGUAUGGAUGAAAAUAGCCGUAUAUUAAAGCUGACAAUCUGUACUUUAACCUCAUAGUCAUUGUAUAAUUUCAAAUCCAAAGUGCUGGAGAACAAAGCCAAAACAACAAGAAAUGUAUCACUGACCCAAUCCUUUUAGAUCUCACUGUAUAUGAUCUAAAACAUAUCCACAGAUAUCUUGCCACAACUUCCGGGUAAAAGGCAAUACCAAAGUAUAUGUAAAACCGUCUCUGGUUGUUCAUUACAGAAGGUAAAAGAAGCAUCAGUCUUUUAAAAACGUUUUAAGAGAAUGUUUAGUAGGUUAGCACUUGUGGAUUAAUUAAUAUAAAACUUAUUUAAUCGUAUUAGUUCUUAAACUUCUGAGAAAUGAAUAUUUCUUAAAAGGCCAUUCCAGAAAGAUACUGUAUGACAUAUGGGACUGAAACGUCAUAUAGAAAUAAGGCACGCCCUUUCCCAUUGUUGUUAAAAACAGUAGGAGAGAAACAUAUCUUGCCCACUGGUGAGUCAGCUGGAUCAAGAUGUGGUAAAGAAGAGGGCAUAGAUUUGGCCACAUCCUUAAAAAGUACAAUAAGUCCAGAGGAGAUUGCAUCAAUAAUGAUCAUAGCAAUGAAUGAAUGAAUGACAUAUCUUCUCUUGCAUGUCAUCCUCACAAACCUGACAUUUUUAAAGAGACAGUGUACAAUUUUUCAAUGUAAUGCAUCUCAAUAGACAAAGUGCUUUUACACAAUGUAGAAACCUAAUAUUCCACAAAUGACUUUAUUUCAAUGACAGAUAUCUGUAUCAACAUCUUAGCUUUUAUAGUAAACGUAUGUCUUUACAGUGUUACAUAUUAGUUUCUAGGGCACAACAUGUGCUUCAAAAGUAGCUAGAAUUCAUAUAUAUGCCUUAUUUCAUUCAAUUAAUUUUUUUUUUUUUUUUUUUUUUUUUUUUUUUUUUUUUUUUUUUUUUUUUUUUUUCUGGUGCUCCUAAAUGUAAUGUGGUACACCUAACUUUAAGUUAUCAGUGAGAGCCCUGCUCUCACCUGCCAUCUACCCUCCUAGAUGCUGUUUUGCUGGGUUGUGUUCAUUAGGGCACACAAUAGAAAACUUUUCAAAACAUAUUUUCAACGAAAAUAUUGUUACCUGGUAGUGCCUCCCUGUUUCAAUACAUCUUUCAUCUGCUUGGUACCUAAUGAAUAUGAUGCUGAGGUGUCUCAGUGCAGUAGGGAUCAUGACCCCGUUACCUUUAGCUUGUUUUUCUCUUACGUCUUUCUCUUCUCCUGUAGGUCCGUGUGAACGUGGUGCAGAACAACCUGGCCCUGCUCAUCUACCUGAUGAGGAUGGUCAAGGCCCUCAUGGACAACCCCACACUCUACCUGGAGAAAUAUGUAAGCACAGCCAUGACACAGAACCUGCCUCUGUCAAAUUCGAACAAAGCCAAAUACCGUAAAAAGUCAACUGAAAACAAAAUCAAAACGCAUUGAAACCGAACUAUGACGCAGAUCAAUAUUACACACAGUAAACUGAAAACCAAAUCAGAAUAAAAUCAACUUGAUUUAUAGAGUAUUUCAAUACAGACGGACCUCAACUCAGUGCUGAUCAUAAAACCCCUUUUGUGUGUCCCUCUCUUGCGCCUCACCCUGGUUCCCUGGGUCGUGGUCUAGCUGCAUGAGUUGAUCCCAGCGGUGGUGACGUGUAUAGUGAGUAAGCAGCUGUGCUUGCGGCCUGACGUGGACAACCACUGGGCUCUGAGGGACUUCGCUGCCCGUCUCAUGGCCCAGAGCUGUAAGACCUUCAGCACUACCACCAACAACAUCCAGUCACGCAUCACCAAGACCUUCACCAAGGUAUGUGGAGAUGCAUCCGAUUGAUCAACUUUUACUAAUAAGGAUGUGUGUGUCUUUUGUAAAAAAUUAAAACAUUUAGUUAAACAUAUAAUACUGGGAUUGAGACAAUAGACAAUAAGCGGUGUUAUUAUUACUAGCCAUGAACAUCACCUUCCAUCUCCUCAGAGCUGGAUGGAUGACAAGACUCAGUGGACAACACGCUACGGCUGCAUCGCUGGACUGUCUGAACUAGGACCUGACGUGAGUUGUGCCUUUCUGUCUCUUGCACACUUGAAGAAAUGUUCUCACCCCAUAAUGUUUUCUCUCUUUCUCUCUCUUCAAUUCAAAGGGCUUUAUUGGCAUGGGAAACAUACAAAAGUAUGUGGACACCCUUUCAAAUUAGUGGAUUCGGCUAUUUCAGCCACACCCGUUGCUGACGGGUGUAUAAAAUUGAGCACACAGCCAUGCGAUCUCCAUAGACAAACAUUGGCAGUAGACUUACUGAAGAGCUCAGUGACUUUCAACGUGGCACUGUCAUAGGAUGCCACCUUUCCAACAAGUCAGUUGGUAAAAUGUCUGUCCUGCUAGAGCUGCCCCGGUCAACUGUAAGUGUUGUUAUUGUGAAGUGGAAACGUCUAGGAUAAACAAUGGCUCAGUCGCGAAGUGGUAGGCCACACAAGCUCACAAAACGGGACCGCCAAGUGCUGAAGCGCAUAGCGCGUAAAAAGCGUCUGUCCUCGGUUGCAACACUCACUACCGAGUUCCAAACUGCCUCUGGAAGCAACGUCAGCACAAGAACUGUUUCGUCGGGAGCUUCAUGAAAUGGGUUUCCAUGGCCGAGCACCUGCACACAAACCUAAGAUCAUCAUGCGCAAUGCCAAGCGUCGGCUGGAGUGGUGUAAAGUUCGCCGCCAUUGGACAGUAAACAUUACAAAUGUCGUAUUAUGGCUAUAUACACUACCAGUCACACCUACUCAUUCAAGGGUUUUUCUUUAUUUUUACUAUUUUUUACAUUGUAGAAUAAUAGUGAAGACAUCAAAACUAUGAAAUAACACAUGGAAUCAUGUAGUAACCAAAAAAGUGUUAAACAAAUCAAAAUAUAUUUUAUAUUUGAGAUUCUUAAAAUAAAGGCAAAGGGUGGCUAUUUGAAGAAUCUCAAAUAUAAAAUAUAUUUUGAUUUGUUUAACACUUUUUUGGUUACUACAUGAUUCCAUAUGUUUUAUUUCAUAGUUUUGAUGUCUUCACUAUUAUUCUACAAUGUAGAAAAUAGUCAAAAUAAAGAAAACCCUUGAAUGAGUAGGUGUCUAAACUUUUGACAGGUAGUGUGCAGUGUUGUAACGAUGUGCAAGUUGUACAAAUGGGAAAAUAAAUAAACAUAAAUAUGGGUUGUAUUUGUAUCAAGGCUAUGCUCCCUGAGUCUGUACAUAGUCAAAGCUUUCCUUAAUUUUGGGUCAGUCAGUGGUCAGGUAUUCUGCCACUGUGUACUCUCUGUUUAGAGCCAAAUAGCAUUCCAGUUUGCUCCGUUUUUUUAGUAAAUUCUGCAUGCAAAGUCUCAAUUUGGUGUUUGUCCCUUUUGUGAAUUCUUGGUUGGUGAGCGGAUCCCAGACCUCUCAACCAUAAAGGGCAAUGGGAUUCUAUAACUGAUUCAAGUAAAAAUAAUAAAUUAUUAUUAGGAUCUAAAAAUACUUGAAUCAGUUAUAAACUCGGCAAAAAAAGAAAUGUCUUCUCACUGACAACUGUGUUUAUUUUCAGCAAACUUAACAUGUGUAAAUAUUUGUAUGAACAUAAGAUUCAACAACUGAGACAUAAACUGAACAAGUUCCACAGACAUGUGACUAACAGAAAUUGAAUAAUGUGUCCCUGAACAAAGGGUGGGGGGUCAAAAUCAAAAGUAACAGUCAGUAUCUGGUGUGGCCACCAGCUGCAUUAAGUACUGCAGUGCAUCUCCUACUCAUAGACUGCACCAGAUCUGCCAGUUCUUGCUGUGAGAUGUUACCCCACUCUUCCACCAAGGCACCUGCAAGUUCCCGGACAUUUCUGGGGGGAAUGGCCUUAGCCCUCACCCUCCGAUCCAACAGGUCCCAGACGUGCUCAAGGUCCUCGGCACAUCUGGGAUCCGGGCUCUUCGCUGGCCAUGGCAGAACACUGACGUUCCUGUCUUGCAGGGAAUCACGCACAGAACGAGCAUUAUGGCUGGUGGCAUUGUCAUGCUGGAAGGUCAUGUCAGGAUGAGCCUGCAGGAAGGGUACCACAUGAGGGAGGAGGAUGUCUUCCCUGUAACGCUCAGUCCGAUGAUGCUGUGACACAGCUCCAGACCAUGACGGACCCUCCACCUCCAAAUCGAUCCCGCUCCAGAGUACAGGCCUCAGAGUAACGCUCAUUCCUUCAACGAUAAACGCGAAUCCGACCAUCACCCCUGAUGAGACAAAACCGCGACUCGUCGGUGAAGAGCACUUUUUGCCAGUCCUGUCUGGUCCACCGACGGUGUGUUUGUGCCCAUAGGCGACGUUGUUGCCGGUGAUGUCUGGUGAGGACCUGCCUUACAACAGGCUACAAUCCCUCAGUCCAGCCUCUCUCAGCCUAUUGCAGACAGUUUGAGCACUGAUGGAGGGAUUGUGCGUUCCUGGUGUAACUCGGGCAGUUGUUGUUGCCAUCCUGUACCUGUCCCGCAGGUGUGAUGUUCGGAUGUACCGAUCCAGUGCAGGUGUUGUUACACGUGGUCUGCCACUGCGAGGACGAUCAGCUGUCUGUCCUGUCUCCCUGUAGCGCUGUCUUAGGCGUCUCACAGUACUGACAUUGCAAUUUAUUGCCCUGGCCACAUCUGCAGUCCUCAUGCCUCCUUGCAGCAUGCCUAAGGCACAUUCACGGAGAUGAGCAGGGACCCUGGGCAUAUUUCUUUUGGUGUUUUUCAGAGUCAGUAGAAAGGCCCCUUUAGUGUCCUAAGGUUUUCAUAACUCUGAACCUAAUUGCCUACCGUCUGUAAGCUGUUUGUGUCUUAAUUAAUUAAUUUAACGACCGUUCCACAGGUGCAUGUUCAUUAAUUGUUUAUGGUUCAUUGAACAUGCAUGGGAAAGAGUGUUAAACCCUUCACAAUGAAGAUCUGUGAAGUUAUUUGGAUUUUUACUAAUUAUCUUUGAAAGACAGGGUCCUGAAAAAGGGACGUUUCUUUUUUUGCCAAGUUUAGGAACCCAUUGCCCUUUAUGGUUGUGAGGUCUGGGAUCCGCUCACCAAUCAAAAAUUCACAAAAUGGUAUGUCGAAUUUUAUGUUCCUCUCUCUCCCUCCCUCUUCUCUCCCUCUCCAGGUGAUCAAGACUUUGAUCCUUCCCAGGCUCACUGUAGAAGGAGCUCGUAUCAAAUCAGUGUCUGAUGGACCCGUUGUCUCUAACAUCGAUAAGAUAGGAGCAGACCACGUCCAAAGCCUUUUACUGGUGAUGAACCAAACACAAACUAUUGUUGUUCUAUUGUUAACUCAAAUUGUCAUACUCAUUUAUGUUCAUUCCAUUUGAUGCCUCUUUAUGAUAGAACAUGUUUCUGUUUUAUUCUCAUGUACCUGAUUUGUUAAAACAAAUAGGAUCAUAGACAACAUACAGUAUUAUAGACACCUCUACAUACAUACAUUUUAGGGCCAGUUUCCCAAAUUCUGGACUUAAAAGCUCCACUGAACAUGCAGCUUAAUCUGUGUCCGGGAAACUGGCCUUUAAAGUCACAUACCCACCUGUGAGAGAUACAAAGAUACUUGACUAAUAUCCUCUUCUCUCUCAGAAACACUGUGCCAGCGUCAUCGCUAAAACUGGUCCCCUGCCUGACAACGUGGAGCAGUACCGGGUGGACUAUGGUUAUCUUGGGCCCAUGCUGUGUUCUCAUGUGGUCAAGGCCCAGGGGCCCCAGGCAGCCACUACAGGCCCAGCAGGUCAACAGAACCACACUCCACCAAUCACACAGGUAGGCACUGGACGUCAAAACAACUGGUUUGUCACCCGGCUUAGUUUUAGGUAAACAUUACAUGUUAUUUAAAUGUUGGUGUAAAAAAUAUGUACAUGAACUGGGGUCAUUUCCAUUUAAAUUCAGGCAGUUCAGGAAGUAAACUUAAAUUCCAAUUCUCUUCAUUGAAAACAGUUGGAAUUGACUUCAACGCUGAUAUGAACUGACAAUAUCAGCAACUUCAUCCUGUUAGUGUAAAGUAACAUAACAAAACCCAAUCUGAAGUCCUACUGUAUCUGUUUGUUUGUAUUGCAGCCUCGGCCCACCCUAACAGUGUCUCAGAGCGGGAUAGGAGGGUCAGGGGGGUCCCGUACCCCCAGCAUCAUCAAGGUACCCAGCUCCCUCACCCUCAUGUCCACCCGACCAGGCACCCCAACACAGCCAUCGCCCCCGGCAACCAAGUACAUCGUCAUGGCAACCAGCUCAGGCGCAUCUUCCACCCAGCAGGUACUGUGGACUGCAGUUUUGUUUGUUUUUGUUUUCUUUGAAAUGGUAACGAAGACGAUUUUAUUUAAGAGCAUGAAUACUAUUCACUCUGUCCUCCUAGAUUCACAUAUAAGGUGUGGUCGUAAAUAAACAUUUAUUGAUAUCCUAUACAUUCACUUUUUAAUAGACAUUUAAGUGUCUCUAAUAAAAGUCAUUAUCUAGAUGUCCUAGUAGUGGUGAUGUGUAAUGUAAUAUUCCCCUCUCCUUUACUUCAGGUGAUCACGCUGAGUUCCUCCUCUGCCUCCUCAGUGACCAGCACGGUCGCCAGCGCUACCUCCACCCUGCAGCCUCUGGUCAAGCUGGAGUCCGGAGGGGCCGGCAGCCUGGGGGGGUCGCGACCCCUCCAGAAGUACAUUGUGGUGUCCCUCCCCACGUCCACCUCCUCCUCUCUGGAAAGUAAGAGUGGCGUGCUCCCUCCCUCCUCCUCCACCUCCCCCAUCUUGCUGGAAGCCGGGAUGAAGAUGGAACGUUCAGACUCCCCCGGCGCCAGCACACAGUCCCCGCACUGAGACUCUGGCUGUGUCCCAAAUGGCAACCUAUUCCCUAUAUAGUGCACUACUUUUGACCAGGGUCCAUAGGG